This is a messenger RNA of Pollicipes pollicipes, 1117 nucleotides long. RefSeq lists its product as uncharacterized. The transcript has 7 exons. Bases 263 to 787 code for a protein of 174 amino acids. Lineage: Eukaryota; Metazoa; Arthropoda; Thecostraca; Pollicipedomorpha; Pollicipedidae. The record is from RefSeq and is a predicted model, not a curated record.
UCGAUUAGAACGGAAAACCUUUGGAAUAUCUUAGGCUUUUGUGUCGAUUAUCCAGUUUAUUUACAAUGCACUUAAAUUCGUUAGUUAAAUGGUGAGUGAUUCUGCAGAUCGACAUUCAACAUGACGUAGUUUGUGACCAGUAACCUGCGAGAUAAUUUCAAACUGGUGAACAAUCAACGUUUGAAGUAGCUGGCCACAUCACCACUAGACGCCAGUGCAAACGCACACAUCUCUAACUGCCAUCUGACACUCUGCCUUCAACAUGGCGGACUCGCUGCCGCUGCAGCCGCAGCGGCCCGACUCGCCCUCGGACGAGUCGGAGCACAGUCUGGGCUCUGCGCCGACCGUGGCCGGCUCCGGGCCAGGCGGCGGUGCCAGCUCCGCCUCCGAGCAAGCCUCCGCCACCAGCGGCGACAGCAUCCGCAACCUGAAGGAGGCGCUGCAGCGCAAAAAGGAAGCGCUGACGGAGCGCAAACGGCAGCUGGAGGGAACCGGGCCUCUCCGGAUCAGUCGGAGUGACGAGAGUACUGAUGAUCCGGUGAAGCUGCGACAAAAGCUGGACCAGCUGCGCAGUCGCCUUAACAUCCUGAACCCCAUCAUCGUGCGACUGGACGAAGACUACACCGCCACCGCCGAGGUCCUCUCGGACGGAAAGACCACAACAUCCGACACGGAGGUAAAGCUGAUGACAGAGAUCGGGAACAUGCGACGGGUCCAUCCAUCAGCAGGAGCAGGUCAAGGCCGGACUGGAGCAACAGAUCCAGGAGCUGGACGAGCGCUGCACUGAGCUGACCAAGGAGGGCUCGGACCCGAGUCGUGCUCAAGCGGAGGCUCUACGGAAACAGCAACACUCUCUGGAGCAGCAGCUGAUGGACACGUUGCGCGACCUAGAGGUCAACAAGCUGGAAGCCUGCAGCAAAAUGCACGAGGCGUCGGCCCUCAUCUCGCGCGCCCAGAGACAUGGCGACCCGCUGGAGCCGUGUCCCGGCUACGUUUCGGACCAGUACUCGUCCGGCUACGCGUCCGAGGCCGUCUCCAGCGGGCCGCAGAGGAUGCCUUUCGCCUGCAGCAGCCACGGCCCCAUGCAGCCAUGGCCCGCGAGUGGUGGCGGCGGCGG